AUGCCUCCUGCAACUAUGCGUGCUGUUGUCCUGAAAGGGCCCUACGAGGUCGCUGUUGAAGACCGACCGUAUCCUAACAUCUGGGAGCCAACUGAUGCCAUUUUGAAGGUGUCGUCCACAGCACUAUGUGGUUCUGAUUUGCACUUCUAUCGCGGUCACUUGAAAUGUCCCGCCGGUUUCGUGUGUGGCCAUGAGUUUGUCGGUACUGUCGUCGAAAAGGGAGAAUCUGUUCAAGACCUCGCCCUUGGGGACCAGGUUGUUGUUCCAUUUUUUACUUCUUGCCAGGAGUGCUAUUACUGUGUGCGCGGCCAAGCAAGUCGAUGCGCAAAGGGUGAGCUUUUUGGGAACUCGACACCAACCAAUACAAUCGACGGUGGGCAAGCUGAAUAUGUCAGAGUGCCCUUGGCACAGACAACCUGUGUUAGAACGCCUAGAGGCGUUCCCGAGGACCUCCUUGUUCUCAUGGCAGAUAUCUUUCCAACCGGAUAUUUCGCUGCGUCACGCUUCUUGAAGAAUCUUGAGCCGCGCGAUCGAGAGCAGUUCACUACUGUAGUCAUUGGUUGCGGCCCCGUGGGUCUCUGUACGAUCGCAUGUGCGCUCAGCAUGGUCAAAACCGUAUACGCAAUCGACUCUGUUCCGGAGCGACUCGCAGAAGCCGAGAAGCUAGGCGCUAUCCCAAUCAACUUGAAUGAUGAUCCCCUGAGCAAGAUCAAAGCGGCUUCCGGAGAUCGCGGGGCAGAUGUGGUGAUAGAAGUCGUUGGGCAUACGGACGCUUUCAUGCUCGCUUUCGAUAUGAUCAGACCGUGGGGCCAGAUCAGUUCCGUCGGUAUCCAUACGGAGCAGAUUUCUCUGAACGGUCUGCUAUGCUAUGGUAAGAACGUCACCAUGGCCUUUGGCCGAUGUCCUGUGCGCAGUGUCUUUGACGAAGCAUUGAGGCUGUUCCAGGAGAUUCAUCCCAAGGUUUCCUUCUUAGGUGGCAAGACAAUGGCGCUCGAAGAUGCACCACAGGCGUAUAAGGACUUUGAAGCGCGGAGAACUAACAAGGUAGUUUUUAAGAUGGAUGCUUAG
Aspergillus ruber CBS 135680 is the source of this 1068-nucleotide messenger RNA. Its product is annotated as alcohol dehydrogenase family protein. The transcript has 4 exons. The record is from RefSeq and is a predicted model, not a curated record. NCBI's taxonomy places the organism in Eukaryota, Fungi, Ascomycota, Eurotiomycetes, Eurotiales, Aspergillaceae. Bases 1 to 1068 code for a protein of 355 amino acids. Gene Ontology annotation, molecular function: zinc ion binding; oxidoreductase activity.